Messenger RNA from Scatophagus argus, 1081 nucleotides. RefSeq names its product iron-sulfur cluster assembly scaffold protein IscU-like. Lineage: Eukaryota; Metazoa; Chordata; Actinopteri; Scatophagidae. The record is from RefSeq and is a predicted model, not a curated record. Gene Ontology annotation, biological process: intracellular iron ion homeostasis; iron-sulfur cluster assembly. The transcript is spliced from 5 exons. Bases 59 to 556 code for a protein of 165 amino acids. Gene Ontology annotation, molecular function: ferrous iron binding; 2 iron, 2 sulfur cluster binding. Gene Ontology annotation, cellular component: cytoplasm; mitochondrial matrix.
UUCUUCUUAAUACUCCGACUGUUGCAAUUGAAACUGCGCCAUUUGUGUGUCUGUCAACAUGGCCGGUACAGUGGCAAACAAGUGUCUCAGUCCUCUGGCUUUUCUGACCAGGAGGCUUUCUGCUCCGGAAUUCAUCACCCAGUGUUGCUACCACAAGAAGGUAGUGGAUCAUUAUGAGAAUCCAAGAAAUGUGGGCACAUUGGACAAACACUCCAAGAACGUUGGGACUGGCCUUGUGGGUGCUCCAGCCUGUGGAGAUGUAAUGAAGCUCCAGAUUGAGGUAGAUGACCAGGGGAAGAUCGUGGAUGCCAGGUUCAAAACAUUUGGCUGUGGCUCUGCAAUUGCCUCCAGCUCCUUGGCCACCGAGUGGGUGAAGGGCAAAUCUGUGGAUGAAGCUUUGAUGAUAAAGAACACUGACAUCGCCAAAGAGCUCUGUCUUCCACCAGUUAAACUUCACUGCUCGAUGCUUGCAGAGGAUGCCAUCAAGGCUGCCCUGGCUGACUAUCGUCUCAAGCAACAGGAUGACCAACAGGAGGCAGUCAGGGCCAGCAAUUAACUACACACUGUCACUCUGAGUUGGGCAUCACCGUUUGCUUCCUCCUACUAAGAAGAGAAGUUGCAGUAGCCCAGCAUCACCACCUCUUUCCUGCACUGUUGUUGAGGCACACCUAAUAAUGCUGGUGAUAUAUACACCAUUGUUGGCUCUCUAUAGCAAUGUUACACCAGGCUUUCUUUAUUAGUCAGUGGUCCUCUAACCUUGUAUACUGUACCUUUUAGCCAGUCACGUAAACGCACAAUGUAAGCACUGUUGGGUUGUUUGGUACAAAGCUGAGCCUUAUUUUUGAGUUUGUGUCAUAUUUUAAGAUUUUGUGCUUAAGGAGUGUUGCUUUGAUGGAGUGUGAGUGAUGGAGAUUUUGAUUAAAGCGUACAGCUGUUUUAAGUAUCUCUGCAACCCUGAGCACUGACCUUUUGAUAUGCAAGUAAACAAAGUGGGUUGAGACACCAAAGGGUCCACUGGUUUUAAGUGUAAUUUAUAAUUAUUUUGUAGUGCUUCCACCUGAUUAAAGUAUCCUGAAUCAUG